UGUUGGCUAUAUAGAUCUACCCUAAUACAUACCUGUAUAUCUAAUGGCCUAACACAAUCUUAUUUCCUUUCAUAUCUUCAGAGACUUCUGCAGGAUAUGACCCUAGAUGAUCACAGACGCCUCACAGCUGGAAUGUUGGAGAGGCAGCCGGGACUGAUCUUUGACCUAUUGUUUACGCAUCAGCAAAGACAUGGUGCCUAUACAUCUGCGGAGGUACCAGGACUACCUUGGUGUACCUGUAGCCACUGCAGAGACAUGCCAACUGACAGGGAGCGGAAAUGCUGUGGACAAGACCCAGUCCACUGUGUGAGCCUCCUGCCACAUUUCACGCAAUACUGCUUGGAUGAGGGUUAUCUGCGGAUACAUAGGCAAUACAGGGAGGACCUCACAGCGUUUGGAAAUGUUAGGGAGCCCGGUGAUGACAACAGGGAAUACAGACAUGCAGCUUACAGACACUUUAUUUUCUGGCAGCAUGGUGCAUUAGGACAGGGGAACAGGAGAGUGAUUCCCAGCUGCUGUGUUUCCAGAAUUAGGGAAAAAUUCCCAGACCCUCAUGGACAAUACACCGGCUACAUUCCAGGGAUCUAAAAGAUUGCCAUUAGAAUUUUUGUAAAUAGUUAUUUUUAUAUAUAUUUUGUAUUCACUUCUACCUUUGUGUUCACUUCUAAG
Messenger RNA from Misgurnus anguillicaudatus (oriental weatherfish), 669 nucleotides. The record is from RefSeq and is a predicted model, not a curated record. NCBI's taxonomy places the organism in Eukaryota, Metazoa, Chordata, Actinopteri, Cypriniformes, Cobitidae.